AUGGUGACAGUUGUAUCCGACCAUAUACUGGAUGGUUGCUCUCCCGCCGUCGAGAUGUUUGCGAACGUCCAGCCAACCUGGAUUCCUGUUAGCUCACCUGGAGCCAUAGAAGAUAACCAAAGUGCCACUCAAAUUGAUAAAAUAUCACAAGAAUCAAGCAACAGCAUUUCCAAGGAUGAGUGGACUCCAUCAUUGCUGCGUGACAAACCAUGCAACGAAGAAUGUUAUGAUCCUCUCGUAGUUUCGAUAGGCCCUUAUCAUCAUGGAAAGCAAAAGCUCGACGCAUUUGAGAAGCUAAAAAUUCCAGUCGCACGGGAAUUCGUUCGUGCCUGUGGUAAUCAAGUAUCCAUCAAACAGUUGUACGAAGAGGUGGCAAAGGUGGGUGAAAGUGUCCUCAAAUGCUAUGAGAAAGGUUCGACUGAAGAGUAUAAUGAUGAAUCGUUUACAAAAAUGAUGCUUCUUGAUGCUUGCUUUGUGCUUCAAUUUAUGUCCAUUUCCGUAGCUAAAAAUAAUUGUGCCAAUAGGACAGAUAUGGAACAAGAUGAAGUAGAUCCACUACAACCUUGGAGUCGCUUCCAUUUUUUUGCGAGGAGGGACUUGUUCUUGCUAGAGAAUCAAAUUCCUUUACUAGUACUAAAAGUUUUGAUGAAAUUCAGGUUCACAAAUGAAAUCAAGGGGACAACGUUGAUUCUGAAUUUCCUUAAUCAGAAGGCCGCCAUACUGCCACUUCAGGAAAGUAGAUGCACUAAUGCUGUCAAGAAACUUGUGCAACGAAUGAUGGGAUGCUGUCUUCAGAAAAAGGAGAAAUGGAAAAUAGAUAUGAAUGCAUGCCAUCCUCACCUUCUAGAUCUGGCUUGGGAACAACUCCUCGGGUCAUCUCCUGAAGAAAAAAACGAGAACAAAUUUCGGGAACAGCUCGUCCGAUCAUCUCCUGGAGACAAAAACAAGGAGAAAUUUGGCAAAUGUUAUUCGUAUCGUUCAGUAAUGGAGCUCAAAUCAACAGGAAUUCAUUUCAGACCAAGUGAAACUAACCAUGUUACUGAUGUAAAGUUCAAAUCUCACCUUAUUUAUGGUACUCUUACACUUCCUCCACUCGUGGUAGACGAUUCAACAAAAUCUUUGUUAUUAAACUUGGCGGCUUAUGAAAUGUGUCCCCAUGGCCCUUCUGAUUGUCGCAUUAUGUCAUACAUUUUCCUAAUGGAUUCAUUCAUUGAUCGUGCCGAUGAUGUUAAAGAGCUCUGA
Messenger RNA from Olea europaea var. sylvestris, 1242 nucleotides. Its product is annotated as UPF0481 protein At3g47200-like. The transcript has 2 exons. The record is from RefSeq and is a predicted model, not a curated record. The coding region runs from base 1 to 1242 and encodes 413 amino acids. Lineage: Eukaryota; Viridiplantae; Streptophyta; Magnoliopsida; Lamiales; Oleaceae.